Calypte anna (Anna's hummingbird) is the source of this 2543-nucleotide messenger RNA. It is a transcript of the gene SCD5, whose product is annotated as stearoyl-CoA desaturase 5. Gene Ontology annotation, biological process: lipid metabolic process. Bases 209 to 1129 code for a protein of 306 amino acids. Gene Ontology annotation, molecular function: oxidoreductase activity, acting on paired donors, with oxidation of a pair of donors resulting in the reduction of molecular oxygen to two molecules of water. The transcript has 5 exons. The record is from RefSeq and is a predicted model, not a curated record. Lineage: Eukaryota; Metazoa; Chordata; Aves; Apodiformes; Trochilidae.
GGGGGUGGGGCGAAGCUGUCCCCUGCCGCCAUUGGAUGUCGCUAUGCAGGCCCGACGGUCCUCCCCCUUCGCUACCUCCCUGCGGUGCGGGCAUUCCAUGGAGGUGGCGGAAGCAACAGAUGCGGCUGUGCGUUUCUUCGGACGCCCGUAGCCAGUACCUGGCCGUGCUGCGCGGGGGCCACCGCCGCCCCGAGCAUCCGCCGGCGAGAUGGCCGGGUCCCGGCGGGCGGCGAGUGACGAGGCUGGCACGGUGGGCUCCGGGCAGCCCAUCGUCUGGCGCAACGUGGUGCUGAUGGGGCUGCUGCACCUGAGCGCCGUCUACGCGCUCAGCCUAGUGCCGCGGGCGCAGCUCCUCACCCUCCUCUGGGCAUAUUUCUGUUUCCUGAUGACAGCCCUGGGUGUGACAGCUGGUGCACAUCGCCUGUGGAGCCACCGUUCCUACAAAGCCAAGCUGCCUUUGCGUAUCUUCCUAGCUGCAGCUAACUCCAUGGCUUUCCAGAAUGACAUCUACGAGUGGAGUCGAGACCACCGUGUGCACCACAAGUACUCAGAGACAGAUGCAGACCCGCACAAUGCCCGCCGUGGCUUCUUCUUCUCCCACAUUGGUUGGCUGUUUGUGCGCAAGCACCGUGAUGUAAUAGAGAAGGGGAAGAAGCUGGAUUUCACAGACCUGUUGGACGAUCCUGUUGUCAGGUUCCAAAGAAAGUACUACAAGAUUUCAGUUGUGCUGAUGUGUUUUGUGAUCCCUACCUUUGUGCCAUGGUAUCUCUGGGGUGAGAGUCUGUGGAAUGCCUACUUCCUUGCCUCCAUACUGCGGUACACCAUCUCCCUCAAUGUCACCUGGCUGGUCAACAGUGCUGCUCACAUGUAUGGCAACCGCCCUUAUGACAAGUAUAUCAACCCCAGGCAGAACACUUUUGUUACCUUGGGAGCCAUUGGCGAGGGAUUCCACAACUACCACCAUACCUUCCCAUUUGACUACUCAGCCAGUGAGCUGGGCUUGAAGUUCAACCCCACCACCUGGUUCAUUGACUUCAUGUUUUGGUUAGGGUUGGUCACUGACCGGAAGCAGGCUCCAAAGGAGAUGAUCCAGGCUCGCAAGGAAAGGACUGGAGAUGGCAGUGCUUGAAAAGUAAUACUUUGCUGUGCCAAUGCUGUCAUACAUGUGGGUGGGUGUGCAUUCACCCCCGUGCCUGUGGUGGAUUUAUUUUCCUCUGGGUAAAAUUUUUUUUUUCAGAGUAGUUGAGCCAAAUCAUUUCCCCAGGAACAGAUUUGGUACAGGCUCUUUUUCUGUAUUGGCUGUCUUAUGUCCAAACUUGAGUGUAAAAAUGCUAUAUAUUAUUUAAUCUUACAGUUAAGCAGGAGAGAGAUUUGAUUUUGUCUGCAAUUUGCUUGUUCAUGGUAAACAUUGGAGGAGCUAACCUUUCCUGCAGUUAGAGGAGAUUUUUGUUUGUACUAUUAAUCAAAGGUGCUUUUGAGACACAUCUCCCUGAGGGGAUGGGGCAGGCCCCAACGUGCUGUUUCAAGUACAGUCUAAUGGACAGGACAGUAACAGCAUUGACGAAGAACAGGAUGUCCAAAGGGAAAAAUCAGCUUAAAUUUAUUUAGAUGUUAGUUUGAAAACUUGUGUUCUUUUUGGUAGCCCUGUUAGCCAUCCCAGUGUGCUGCUGUGAAUAGGAAAAAAAUAAAUAUGAAACCCAUUUAUUGCUGCGCAGGCUUUUGUGUUGAAGAUUAGUCUCUAUAUGGGCCAGAAUACCAAUAAAUGCUGUGUUGAGAUGAUUCCUUUGUUGUCACAUAUACAUUGUAAUUUGUAAAUGUGUACACUUCAACCAUGUCUUAAGCCAAAUAAGGCUUCAUCUUCAGUGUUUGAUGACUUGAGUUAUACUCUAAUCAGUCAUGGCCAUCAAUGCAUGCAUAUUUUACCUCCUUUAGCAUAAGAAGCCUUUUAAUUUCUUCUUCUGCCAUUGACUAGCAGAUCUUAAAAAACUGACCUUUAUCUAAGUCAGGGUAUCUACUAAUAUUUCAGCUGCAUGCAACAUCCAUUGGUUUCUGAGCAAAAAUAUAAAAACAGUUACAUAGCUUCUGAAUUUUAACAGUUGCCUUGUUUAAAAUCAAAAAAGGAAAAAAAAAAGUUUUAAUGGAGCAUGUAGAAAUAUUUAUAGCCCUUUGUGUUAAAUGUUAGCCAGUGCAAGGGAAAGAAUUUGUACUGUAAGCACUGGAGCACUUUUGAAGAUAAUGGGCAUGAUUUCCAUUUAUAAGAAGGUCAUCACCUUGUCCCUUGGAGAGGGUGUGCCAGUUUUCCAGCUGCAUGACUCUACACCCUGGGCAAGAGAGGGAUGUCAAGAUAAAUGAAACUAUUUCCCAGAUAGAUGUAGAACUGGAAAAGAAAUAUUUUUUCUGUUUCCUGUUUUUAAAUGAUGCCAUGUAAUAUAAAAGAGUUGUCUUUAUUCUGUAUUUUAUUCAGCAAGUGUUUUAACAGUGUUACUUUGCCAUUAUUGAUGUGUAAACUCUUGAGUGAUUUACAAUAAACAUUUACAAGUUAG